Talaromyces proteolyticus is the source of this 3396-nucleotide messenger RNA. RefSeq lists its product as uncharacterized. NCBI's taxonomy places the organism in Eukaryota, Fungi, Ascomycota, Eurotiomycetes, Eurotiales, Trichocomaceae. The record is from RefSeq and is a predicted model, not a curated record. The transcript has 4 exons. The coding region runs from base 102 to 3209 and encodes 1035 amino acids.
AAAAAAUCAUCGCCCAAGAGAAAUAAAAACAAUAUUCAAGUCUGAAAUUAGUUCACUUUCAUCUAUUGAUCUGAUCUCGAUUGUUCCUCGGAUUUGCCAAAAUGGAAUCCAACCUACCUGUCUCCUCCACUGAGGAGACAGACGAGUUGACUUUCUUCCCAAGCCUAAAUUCGCCCCGGAAAGGCCCCUCCUCAGUCGUGUUUACUGACUCUGGUUACUCAUCAGCUGCUUCAUCAGUGGCACCACUGGCAGAGCGAUUGAUGCGGAAUACUUUCCCAUUAGAUCUCCACACAACUUCGGAAAUAGGCUACAGCUACGAAAUACACGACCCACCUUCUCUUUUCCCCGAGAAUGACCUGCAAGCAAGAUCUGAAUCUGAGUUUAAAAGCUAUGGUACAUGGUUUGACCAUGUUCAUGAUGUUGAUCCCGAGUCUUACAGUCUUACAAAACAUGAUGAAUUGAUGGCCAGUAAAAGUGACUUGAUAGAAGAUAAAAGUGAAGCGAUGAGAGCUUUUGAUGAGACCCUCUUUAAAAUCAGAUACGGUACUGCAGCUCAUAAGUUUCUGACUGGAGGCCAUGCGGAUCAACCCCCUGCAUUUUCGGAUCCCCCAUCGGGUUCUUGGCUAGAUACAAACACUUCGAGGAGCAUUCUUCCAGACCCAAUUACUACUAUUCCGUCUCCCUUGCGGGUUUUGCUUGGUCGCAUGGUUGAAAAGACAGAUGAAUAUAGAGCGGAUCACAUUCCAUAUUUCGCAGAGUUUCCUUCUCAGGAUGAUCUGACGCUCGUGAUGGAAAACACAGCUGGAGAUGCUGCAGUUGCUCAGAAAGGGAAAUUAUCACUACUAUUAGAUCGAGAUCGAGCUCGAUCUCGUAGUGAUGGAUCCUGGCCAUCUAAGGAUUUCUGUGAGGAAUGUAGACAGGGGAAAAAAUCGUGCUGGCAUACAAAUAAAUUGAAGUCUUUGAACGGGAGGGAGAUGGAUGACAAAAGAAAUUCUCUACCCAAGAAACCUGCGAUAGAGGGUAUUCCAAAUACAUAUUCAUCAAUGAACCGGCCCCCUCCCGUUAUGGAACAAAAUGAUUCGAAUUUCAUCACACCAGAAUUGCCGAAAAGUCCCUUUAAAAAUACGCCGGGGAAGUCUUCAACAGAAACCUCGGCCCUAACAGAGACAUUGGAAAGCACUCAAAACCCAAUUAUCGCGGUGGCCCCUUUGGGUCAGUACCAAUAUGGUAAAGAUAACAGCAGAGUAUUGAAAACAAGCGGCCUGAUUCCUCAAAUCUCCGAGGACAAGAGUCAUUCAACAGCCGCAAUAGAAGAGGGUUUUGAUGUAGCUACUGAAAGCCAUAAACCCCGCCUUCAGCCAUUAUCUGAUGUUAUCGAUAUCUCAAAGAUCUCUGGAUAUACCCAAAACAAUCUUACGAGAUAUUUCUUGAGCACACCUAUGACUAUAAUGGAGAAAAUAAGGGCUAUUCAUUCGCCAUUAGAAUUGUCAGACUUAGAUUACCUUCGAACUUUAUCCACACAAAGGCGUUCAGGACAACCCAAGAAUAUCACCCAGAAUCAAACGAAAUAUGUUGGGUACGAGGCAAGCAAAGAUAAAGAAACUCAUGGUGAAAAUCAAGAUCAACAAAGCUCUUUAAUGAGCGCUCACAGUAAUCAAUCUUCGACCAUAACCUUCAGUGUGAGACAAGAAGAUUGUCCGACCCCAUCAACGGUUUUGGACGAGGACAUGGCAGAUACUGAAGAAGAGCUGUCUGAUGCUGAAACAUCUCUUUCUUCCGGGGAUUCCUCGAUGUCUUUAUGGCCACCUAGCCCCAACUACACAGAAAGAAAUGGUCUUGUCUCCUCCAUAAUAGAUGAAUCACGGAGAUCAAUUGUAGACCGAUUAAUGCUGGAAGUCCGUGCCCUUCUCGAUCGAGAAGUUAGUAUCAGGAGCAGAACCGGCAGCGGGCAGUCGUCAAGAGAACAUUCUUCUCAACAAAGCCCAGCUGGGGAGAGUAGGGAGAAAGAAGGAAGUAGCUGGAAGCGCCCCAGAAACGAUGACUCUAGUUCAAAGAAGUCUGGGGAUGAUACGAGAGAUGGCAGUCCAACCAAGCAUCAGAAGACCAAUGUAUCCACUCCAGAUGAUAAGCUUCGGAAAUUAGCUUGCCCAUAUUUUAAACGAAAUCCGAAUGCACAUAGACAGAACAGAUCAUGUGCUGGACCUGGUUGGAUCUCUUGUCAUCGAGUCAAAGAACAUAUAUAUCGUAGGCAUAAGCUUCCCAUCCGGUGUCCCAGGUGCUGCGCUACCUUCCAAAGCGAGCAAGAGCUUUUGGGUCACUUACGGCAGCCGGAGGGUUGCCCUGUACAACAAGCAGAACCAAUUGAAGGCAUUGAUAAGACCAAAGAAGCACAAUUACGAAUCCGCAAGAAAGCUGUUGGGACUGAGGAGCAGCGGUGGAAAAAAAUGUUUCUUAUUCUGUUCUCCGACGAUGAUGAGAACACGAUCCCGUCUCCAUACUACGAUGCAUAUGACUCGAGCAGAAAUUUUGACCAGCUUAUCGGCUACGAGCGCUACCUUUCCCGGGAGCUCCCACGCCUAGUCAGGACCCGAUUUGAAGUUAUUGUUCAAGGGGCAUCAGCACUACUCGAAAGUGAGAUCCGGAGCCAGCUACCCGACGUCGUACGAAACUGCCUUAGCGAACUCUGGGCAGCAUAUGCUAAGAACCUAAAUUCACAGAUCUCUUUUAUCAAUAUCCGUAGCAACGAACUUUCUAGCGAUUCCGCACCAGCAGCAGAGCUAGACGAGCCGCCAACAGAUGAACUAGCAGAUAUCAAUGCGUUCUAUCAACCUACACCUAUUGCAGACGACGAUAUACCAGAAAAUGACUUGUCAUUCGGGGCCAAUGAGAACCUUCACACUGAACUGUGCCCUCCUUUCAGUCAUGCGGCUUUCUCCGACUCUGCAUAUGGGUCCCAACGUACGCCCCAGAACACCAAUUUCACAAAUAGGCUCGACAUGUUUGGACAGAAUGACUUUGUUGACAGCCAGUUACCUGAUCAAACGCCCGAAGAUUUGUCAAUCCUCCCAGUGUCUGACCCUCCUGCAGCAGAUACACAGCAGGACGAUCAUGACCAGUUGAAUAAUAUGGAAUGCUGGUAUAAACCACUAAAUGACACAGAGCCUUGGAGGAGCUACACAAACCAUGACUGGACCCAAUUGGAAGAAUAGGGUUGCUUUCGGGAAACCACCUGCACAGCAGUGAAUUUUAUAUAUAAAAUGUGUUUAAAUGUGCGGGGUGUUCACACAAAAUCGCGUGUACAGAUUUUCAGUAACGCUGAGCUUCGGCUGAUUAUUAUAGUUGAAUGGGAUAGCUAGAGAGCAGAAGAGGAAGGUGGGAAUUUAACAUAUAACGCAC